Messenger RNA from Kluyveromyces lactis, 405 nucleotides. RefSeq names its product mitochondrial 54S ribosomal protein bL9m MRPL50 (gene MRPL50). The record is from RefSeq and is a predicted model, not a curated record. NCBI's taxonomy places the organism in Eukaryota, Fungi, Ascomycota, Saccharomycetes, Saccharomycetales, Saccharomycetaceae. The coding region runs from base 1 to 405 and encodes 134 amino acids. The transcript has a single exon.
AUGUUCAGACCGACAUCAUCGUGUCUUUCUGCCUUAACCAAACGUACAAAGAGAGUACAGGUACAGUUAUUAAAAGAUUUUCCUCAGUUCCAAUUUCAUACCGGCGAGGUGGUAAAUGUCAAGCCCUCACUAAUGAGAAACUUCUUGCACAACUAUAAUGGAGCCCGCUACAUUCUAAAGGAAACUGAUAUUGACCAAGCCCUGUUGACCUCAGCUAAGAGAUCACGUGCAUCAGCAGCAGCUUUAUUAAAAACAACCGAAUCAACGGUGAAGAAGACUGAACAGAACGUAAAGAAGGCUAAGCAGGUAUCCAAGGAAGAAAAUAAGACACCAGAAACUCCUAAGUCAGCAUUAAACGAAGAAAUAACUAUCGAGAAUGUGAAGAUUCCAGGAUUAGACUUAUGA